CGCCGGAGGAGGAGAAUGGGCGGCACUGAGGCGGCUGCGUUGCCAUCCCCAGACGAGCAGGUGGCGCUGUUGCUGGGCGUCGCGGGGAAGGUGCGAAGAGGGGGAGUCGUCUCUCUGCCUCCGUCCAUCCGUGGCCGGCGGCGGCGAUGGCGGCCGUUCUGUCCCCGCGGGUUUGUGACAGCGACCCGGCCACGCCCGGAGCCCAGUCUUUAAAGGAUGACACAGAAGAAAAUUCAAAUGAUAGCAGCCAACCAUCUAAAAGGCGGCGAAUGGGCUCAGGGGACAGCUCACGAAGCUGUGAAACUUCAAGUCAAGAUCUUAGCUUCAGCUACUUUCCAGCUGAAAACCUGAUAGAGUAUAAAUGGCCACCCGAUGAAACAGGAGAAUAUUAUAUGCUUCAAGAACAAGUCAGUGAAUACUUGGGUGUGACCUCCUUUAAGCGAAAAUAUCCAGAUUUAGAAAGACGAGAUCUAUCUCACAAAGAGAAGCUCUACCUCAGGGAGCUAAAUGUCAUUACGGAAACACAGUGUACUUUAGGUCUAACAGCCUUACGCAGUGAUGAAGUAAUUGAUCUGAUGAUUAAAGAAUAUCCUGCCAAACAUGCUGAGUAUUCUGUUAUACUUCAAGAAAAAGAGCGUCAGCGAAUAACUGAUCACUAUAAAGAGUAUUCUCAAAUGCAACAACAGAACACGCAAAAAGUUGAAGCAAGUAAAGUUCCAGAAUACAUUAAGAAAGCUGCCAAGAAAGCCGCCGAGUUCAACAGCAACUUAAACCGUGAACGAAUGGAAGAAAGAAGGGCCUAUUUUGAUUUACAGACACAUGUUAUCCAGGUGCCUCAAGGGAAAUAUAAAAUCUUACCCACAGAAAGGACAAAGGUUAGUCCUUAUCCAGUGGCUCUCAUACCAGGCCAGUUUCAGGAGUACUACAAAAGAUACUCUCCAGAUGAGCUUCGAUAUUUGCCAUUGAAUACAGCUCUUUAUGAGCCCCCCUUAGAUCCAGAGCUGCCUGCAUUGGACAGUGAUGGAGACUCGGAUGAUGUAGAAGAACGAGGUGAUGAAAAGCGGAAAAUCAAAGGCAACUCGGACAACUCAUCUGGCAAUGUAUCCGAAGGUGAAUGUCCUCCUGAAAAUCAGGAGGAAUCUUUUCAGGGAAGACAAAAAGCAAGAGAGAAAAAUUCUACUCCAAGAAAAGAGGGUUCCAAGCGAUCUGUAUCCAAAUCAGUUCCUGGGUACAAGCCAAAGCCCAUUCCAAAUGCUAUAUGUGGAAUUUGUCUGAAGGGUAAGGAGUCCAACAAGAAAGGGAAGGCUGAAGCACUUAUACACUGCUCCCAAUGUGAAAACAGUGGCCACCCUUCCUGUCUGGAUAUGUCUGCAGAACUUGUUGCAAUAAUUAAGACCUACCCGUGGCAAUGUAUGGAGUGUAAAACGUGCAUUAUAUGUGGGCAGCCUCACCAUGAGGAAGAAAUGAUGUUCUGUGAUGUGUGUGACCGUGGCUAUCAUACGUUUUGUGUGGGGCUUGGUGCUAUCCCAUCAGGUCGCUGGAUUUGUGACUGUUGUGAAAGACAACCUCCAUUACCCAGGGGCAGAGGAAGAAGAGGAAAAAACAGCAAAGAAGGCUAAAACUAUUAUUUACAUUCUAUACUGAACUGCACAAAACCAAGUGCAAAAUUUGGUGCUAUUUAACCUACUGCUUUGUUAUAAGGAAAAAUACCACUCGAAACAUUUUUCACCAAAUAAAUUCUUUUUUUAAUUUUA
This is a messenger RNA of Hemicordylus capensis (graceful crag lizard), 1754 nucleotides long. RefSeq names its product PHD finger protein 10 (gene PHF10). The record is from RefSeq and is a predicted model, not a curated record. Gene Ontology annotation, cellular component: npBAF complex. Bases 147 to 1619 code for a protein of 490 amino acids. The transcript is spliced from 12 exons. Lineage: Eukaryota; Metazoa; Chordata; Lepidosauria; Squamata; Cordylidae.